AACCGGGCGUAGACCGAAGGCUAACACGACCCCGAAGUAGGAGUCCUUUUGCCAAGGGGAUUUGGGAUAGGUCAGGAACCCAAUUUGUUGAUCGGAAAGUUCACAGUAUACAUACAAAUCCCCAAAUUGGAAUCCAACGUCAAUGUGAUGGUUCUGGUCUAGCUCUGUGACGUUGUCUCUGUGUGGCUUAGCGGUUUUGAAAUCGGAUUAGAAGAAGAAGUCGCAGAAAAAAGAAAACCCAAGAAGGCGUUUGGUGAAUCAAUAAGAAACUACGAGGCGAACAAGAAGAAGAAUCGGAACGUUCUGAGAGGUUCAUUUAUCUCUCUUCAAAAUGAAGACGACGAAGGGAGGCAAGGUCAUGAACCCCACCGAUGCCUACCGUAAGGAGCUUCGUAAGAAGGAAUUGAAAAGGAACAAGAAGGAAAGGAAGAAGGUGAGGGAAGUGGGGAUUUUGAAGAAGGAUCCAGAACAACUUAAAAAGCAGAUUGAGAACUUGGAAAUGAUGAAGGCUGAUGGUGCUUUGGACAAGGCAAGAAAGCAUAAGAAGAGACAGCUUCAGGACACACUUAACCUUGUGUUAAAGAAAAGGAAGGAAUAUGAAGAAAAAAUGCGGGAGAAGGGUGAGACCCCCGUUAUGUUCAGUCACUUGGGUCUUCCCCGAAGACGAACAACUGCAGAAGAAGAAGAGAGAGUCAAGCACCCAAAGCCUGAGGACUCUGUUUACUAUCAUCCAACACUGAACCCCACUGGGGCUCCGCCACCAGGAAAACCUCCCAUGUUUAAAUCAUCUGUAGGGCCCAGAAUUCCCUUGUCUGGUGCUUCAUCAAGUAAUGCUGCGUCAUCCUCAAAGCCAGAAUCAGAGGAUGAUAUCUUAGCUGUUCCUCCUCCUCCCCCACCCCCUCCCCCACCUCCUUUGCCUGAUACUAGCAGUGUUAGUUCAGCUGAAGGCUUGGUUUUACCUGCUUCUUUGCCUCUACCUCCACCACCUCCCAUGCCACCCAAGCCUUCUACAGCAAACGUGCCUACAUCAUUACCACCACCUCCUUUGCCACCCCCACCUCCUGGACCUCCACCUAAAGAACAAGUUGCAAACCGCCCUAUACCACCUCCACCUCCCCCCCUCCAACAGUCUCAGCCACAAGUACCUGGUACCAGUGGAAGUGAAGAGAGAAAUCAAUCCUCCUUGUUAGAUGAUUCAUCUUUGGAGGAGCGUGGUCAGGCAUCUCUUCCUCCACCCCCUCCACCCCCCGGCGGAAUGCCACCAAAAUCUGGUGCUAGUCAGUCAGAUGGUGCUUCUUCUGUUGCUGAUAAUAAGAACUCAUUGGCAAGCCAGGAGAUCCCCAAAAUGGUUCCUGGGCCACCACCUCCUAGGCAACAGCCUUUAGUUGUAGGACCCCCAUUAAUUCCAACCUUACAGCCUGACGUAUUACCCCCUGGAAUAUCUCGAUUUGCACCACCCCCACCACCCCCACCUGAUAUGAGACCUCCUUUACCUGCUCCAGGACUUCCAGGUCAAGCACCACCUCCUGGAAUGAUGGUCCCAAUAAUUCCAAGGCCACCUUAUGGCCCUCCACCAGGGCCACCUCCAAUGAUGAGACCGCCACUUCCACCUGGUCCUCCUCCCAACUUUCAUGAAGAUGAUCAUGAGGCUAUGAGGCCAACCCCACCACAGAAACCAUCAUAUGUUAAAUCUGCUGCUUCAACUGUUGUCAAAAGACCACUAGCGCAGCACACUCCGGAACUUACAGCUAUGGUUCCUGCAUCUGUUCGAGUGAGAAGAGAAACUGCAAUGCCAAAGCCAAAGCCGAAACCAUCGCUAUCAAACUCUGCAACAGUUGUUGGAACAUCAGCUCCAGCUGUUGUGAAGUCAGAGUCAGCAAGCUUGUCAUCAGCAGCAAAAGGACAGAGCAUUGAUGACUCAUAUAUGGCUUUCUUAGAGGACAUGAAAGCCCUUGGGGCACUUGAUAGCUGAGAGAACUGUGGGGGAUAGAAAUUGGGGAAAUAGAAAGAAAUCAUGCUCAAGUCUGGAGAAAAUGGACAAAACUAGCUUUUGAAUGGACCUGAUGCGGAGAGUAGACUUACUUGUUAUCCUCUGUUUGUCGAUUAGAUUAUCAUGCUCAAGGCAGGAGGAAGUAACCAAAACUAGCGUUUGAAUGGAACAUGAUGCUGAGAGCUGAUUUGUUUAUUGUCCUGUUGCUUGAUAUUGGAGAGGGUUUCUUUUAUUGUAAUGAAAUAUGAAUUGGUGCUUCAUAUUGUUUUUAUUAGGCUUAGAUUUGAACUAACUCGGUGGAUAAUUUGAUGCAACUGGGGCAAUCUUCUUGGGGGCAGUGAAGGAGGCAAAAUGCUAGAUUCUAAAUGUGUACUUCAUUAAGUUCUAAAAAUUGCAAUUACUUUAUUAGUACAUUUUAAUUAUCACA
This is a messenger RNA of Prosopis cineraria, 2417 nucleotides long. Its product is annotated as protein EARLY FLOWERING 5. Gene Ontology annotation, biological process: mRNA cis splicing, via spliceosome. Gene Ontology annotation, cellular component: spliceosomal complex. The record is from RefSeq and is a predicted model, not a curated record. The transcript has 9 exons. The coding region runs from base 332 to 1972 and encodes 546 amino acids. NCBI's taxonomy places the organism in Eukaryota, Viridiplantae, Streptophyta, Magnoliopsida, Fabales, Fabaceae.